AUGAUUACUGCUGUUUCCAGUACAUGUGCAAAUGCUCUCCCGUGUGCUGGAACGGCUACGAGCUCAUUUCUCGUGGACAACCCGAAUGUGCACCAGCAACAGAGCACGCGCCCCCCCAACCCGAAUGUGCACCAGCAACAGAGCACGCGCCCCCCCAACCCGGCCUUCUCAUCUCUCUGGGUCAGCCCAAGUGCGCGCCAGCAACGGAGCACGCACCUCCCCUUCCCGGUAAUAUCUCUUGGACAACCCAAAUGCGCACCAGCAACGGAGCAUGCACCCCCCCUUCCUGGCCAGCCUCCCACUCUCACACCUGUGGACUGCGCGCACCCGCAGGAGUUCAACGCCGCUCUUUACAGCUUCUUCACAGAAACGUCCGGGGGGAGCCUGGGCGUGUGGAGUGCAGGGGGAGGGGGGGACGGAGAGAGCGGUGGGAAAGGGUGGUUGGAGAGCCGGAGCGGUGUGGACUGGCGUUUUGGGCAGACGAUGCUGCAGACGUUUAACAAGACUGAGACCAACAUUGCUCACUAUGCUGGUGGGUGGGUGGGCGGGUAUGACCAUUGGUGGGAUGGGGGGCUAUGGAGGUGGGAGGGCAAGCAGGGGGGCAGGCGGGUGGGCGGGCAGGUGGGAGGGUGGGAGGGUGGGAGGGUGGGUGGGCGGGUAUGUGGGUGGGUGGGCGGGUGGGCAUCAUUGGUGGAGUGGAGUGGGAGAGGUGGCUUUUGGAUUCCUUGGAUGGGAAUUGAAUUCGAAUCCGCAUGGAACGCCGCGACCGAAUCCCGCCCCCUCUGCUUUGAAAGCCUCCUCCUCCCGGGCUUCUUCAAAGGAGUGGCCUUCCCGUCCCACCCUGACCAAGGCACCUAUUUGGACCGGCACUUAAGAAUCAAGCUGGGUUUGGAGCCUCCAGAGAAAAUGGUGUGGGGGGCGGAUGGGGUGAAGGGGUGGCGGCCGCGAGUGCUGUAUAUCACGCGGCUGGGGGCGGAGUUGAAGGGCCGCCGCACCUUUGUGCCGGAGAGUCAUGAGGCUCUGCUGAAGCUGAUGAACGACCUGGACCUUGAGGUGGGUCCUUCCUCCUCUUUCAUCUUUCAUCUUUCUCUUCUUUCAUCUUCUUCUUCUUUCAUCUUCUUCUUCUUUCAUCUUCUUCUUCUUUCAUCUUCUUCUUUCAUCUUCUUCUUCUUUCAUCUUCUUCUUCUUUCGUCUUUGUCUUCUUUCGUCUUUGUCUUCUUUCGUCUUUGUCUUCUUUCGUCUUUGUCUUCUUUCGUCUUUGUCUUCUUUCAUCUUCCUCUUCUUUCAUCUUCCUUUUCUUUCAUCUCGCUCCUCUUUUCUUUUGGCCUCCCCCCUCAUCCAUCCACCCAUGCCUCUUCUCCAGGUAACAAUGGUUGA
Messenger RNA from Closterium sp. Naga37s-1, 1377 nucleotides. The record is from the annotation of a GenBank genome assembly. Lineage: Eukaryota; Viridiplantae; Streptophyta; Zygnematophyceae; Desmidiales; Closteriaceae.